GUCUCAAAAGGAAAAUGAAGGGUUUGUCCUUAAACCUGACGUCAGAUCUGUCUUAAAAAAAAAAAAAAAAAGACAGCAAAAGAAGGAGACAAAAGGAUAUAUUUGCCUUUAUGUAUCUGUCAGUGAAGGGCAACUUCAUGCCUCUGCCCACAGGGAUCUGCACCCAAGGGGACCCAGUCUGGCUUCAAUCAAUGUAUCUAAGCCUGCCUUCCAGUGAUGAGGUGGCUCCCAAUCUGGAUCUUAGCAGCAAGCAGCAUUUGCCAGGUAUUUUGUCAGAACACCACUACAAUGUCACCCGUGAGCGCCGUAACUGAAGCCUACACCCGGAGGCAAUUCUGUAAGUGGCCCUGUGAUUGCCCCCAGGUCCCCCCGGCGUGCCCGGCAGGGGUCAGCCUACUCACCGACGGCUGCGAUUGCUGCAAAACCUGCGCCAAGCAGCGAGGAGAGAACUGCACGGAGGCGGAUACGUGUGAUACUCACAAGGGACUGUACUGUGACUACAGCGGGGACAGUCCUAGGUACGAAGUGGGUGUAUGUGGACAAAUGACCGGAGUGGGCUGCGUGCUCAACGGUAUUAGAUAUGUGAACGGCCAGAGCUUCCAGCCCAACUGCAAGUACAACUGCACGUGUGUCAAUGGGGACGUGGGGUGUGUCCCGCUCUGCACAAACUCCCGACCCCCCCUGGUCUGGUGUCAAAACCCCAAACGCGUCAAAAUGACGGGCAAAUGCUGUGAACAGUGGAUAUGUGAUGACUUCAAGAGGGUCCGAAAGACGUCUCCUCGCCAUAUUGCUUCUCCAGCAUAUGGAGGGGAAAGCGAGUCCUGGCACAAUAACUGUAUUGUACAGACGACCUCAUGGAGCCCCUGCAGCAAAACCUGCGGACUCGGAAUUUCCACCCGGAUAUCCAAUGAAAAUGACAAGUGCAGGCUCCGCAAAGAGAGGCGCCUGUGUGACAUGAGGCCAUGUGAUGUGGACAUAACCCAACACAUAAGGACGGGGAAAAAAUGUCUGUCCGUCUACAGGGAAGCGGAACCCAAGAACUUCACCAUUUCUGGCUGUUUGAGCAAAAGACCCUACAGGCCCAAGUACUGUGGGGUGUGCACGGACGACAGGUGCUGUAUCCCGUACAAGUCAAAGACCAUCCAGGUGGAGUUUGAAUGCCCGGAUGGAAGCGGCUUCACGUGGAACGUCAUGUGGAUCAACGCUUGCUUCUGCAACCUCAGCUGCCGCAAACCCAAUGACAUUUUUGCAGAUCUACAGAGCUAUCACGACUACACGGAGAUUGUGAACUGAUGUGAAUCCCUGAGAUGGAGGCAACCGUCUGGGUCUACGUGUCGUAGCCAUGUCCUCGGUGCUAUGUUUUACAGUUCCGUAUAGGUGCCCAGACGUUGGAUUGGCACGUUCCAUGAAGAAAAAUGUCCCCAGUGUUGGAACUUGGUGGAACCCUUAAGCACAAAACUCACCCACCUCCUUAUGAUUCUCUCUUCCAACCUUUUUAUUCUUCAUUUUUGGUUCUCUACAUCUGUUUCUUCUCCCCCUUUCUCUCUCAUACAAUGUUCUUUUCUUUCUUUCCCACUUCAUUUUCUACUGGGAGCAGAAUAGUGUUGAGGGGUUUACAAGCGACAAUACUGUUUCAUAUUCUUUCUGAAGUCCUAAAUAUCAACAUUUACAACUCUUCCAUAAGUCAUGGACAUGUCUAAUGUUCUACCUUUAAAGGUCUGUGCUGUGCCUGGACAGUAGGUCCAUAACUAACACCUCAACAAAUUGGGUAAAAUAGAGCCAUAAUGCUGGCUGGAAAGGUUAGUCCAAUGGCUGGGCCCACUAGGUGAUCUCCCAUUAACCCAAUGGGCCACUCUGACCCUGGUAUCUCAACAAAUAAUGGUUUACUACCCGUAACAUUGUGCAAAGUACAAAUGAAAAGAUCUACCUUAUUUCUUCUUCUCGUUGCCACAUCUUUUACUGAAAAAUGAAAAUAUGAGCCACAAUCCAAUUUCAAUAAGCUUAGCCCCCCCCUGCACUCUAUUGUCUGCACUUAUAAAGUUUGAAUGGUAAUCUUUGAGGCGGGUAUAAAUGUAUUUUUUAAUGAAAACAUGGGAAACAACUCAGUUUGUAUCAUUUACAAGUCACUUUAUAAUUGGCACUAAAAAUAUGAUUGUACACUUGGACGCACUGGGAGUUUGGUUACGAUGGCAGACUGGUCCAAUCAUGGUGCUUAUUUCCACUUAUUUGUUAGUGUGAUGCCAUGAUUUUGCCGGUUUGCAAACACACACAAAGGUACUACACAACCUCAGCUAGCACCCUCAAAUAUGACCCUCACAAUGUCAUUAGUUCCUGCUAGGCUCCUCCUGAGUCCUGACCAAUGUCAUUAGCUCUUGCUAGUCUUCUCCUAAGUCCUGACCAAUGUCAUUAGCUCUUGCUAGGCUUCUCCUAAGUCCUGACCAAUGUCAUUAGCUCUUGCUAGGCUUCUCCUGAGUCCUGACCAAUGUCAUUAGCUCUUGCUAGGCUUCUCCUGAGUCCUGACCAAUGUCAUUAGCUCUUGCUAGGCUUCUCCUGAGUCCUGACCAAUGUCAUUAGCUCUUGCUAGGCUUCUCCUGAGUCCUGACCAAUGUCAUUAGUUCUUGCUAGGCUCCUCCUUCUCCUUGAAGUGUCCCAUAGCAACAAAAAGCUAUACAGAAUCUCUCUUGCCUAAAAACCUUCAGCACUACAGAGAGCUCUGCCAAAGACAUAUACAGGUAUGGGACUUGUUAUCCAGAAUGCUUGGGACCUGGGGUUUUCCGGAUAAGGGAUCUUUCCAUA
Molecule: messenger RNA, 2796 nt
Organism: Xenopus tropicalis (tropical clawed frog)
Lineage: Eukaryota; Metazoa; Chordata; Amphibia; Anura; Pipidae
Gene: ccn4
Product: cellular communication network factor 4
Exons: 5
Coding region: 217-1293 (358 amino acids)
Biological process (GO): signal transduction; regulation of multicellular organismal process; animal gross anatomical part developmental process
Cellular component (GO): gap junction; extracellular matrix; cytoplasm
Source: RefSeq, a predicted model, not a curated record